AUUGUCAGCACACACAGUUGAAUUAAGCUAAGCCUUGGAUAUUAUUGACCUCAAGAGAACGGCCAUCAUUUUCAAGGAUGAUGAGACUGAAGAGGGAUCUGAUCCUGCUGGUGCUCAUCUCCUUAUGUGUCGCUCAAAAAAAGAGCACUCAGGUAACUUGGGAGCACAGAGAAAAAACAAAUGGCAAAAGCUGCUCAAACAUGACCCAAGUGCUGGACAACUGGAAAUAUGCUAUCCUCCACCAGGUGAAGCAGAUGUUGGUGAAUGACUAUGCUUCAGUCUUACCUGAAUAUGUGAGGAUCAAGUCUCUGUCUGAUGCAGUAGAUGACCUCUACAAACAAUUCAACACAAUGAAAGAAAACCUGGCUAAACUCACCAAUAAAUUUGAUAAGGUGGAGGAAUUCGUGGACGAACUGCAAGCAGGGAAAAUACCCAAAGCCUGGCUGUGGAAGCCACCACAGCGUCCAACUGUGAGAGUGCCAACUCAAACACCAAUGAGGGCAUCAGGUAGAGGGCAGUGGGUUCGGAGAGCAAGAGCCAGGAGAGGCCCUGUCACUUAGUGGGCAUCUUUUAGUGGGAUAUUGACAAAAGGUGUUUAAUUACACACACUAUUAGCAAAAAGUUCCUUCUCUGUUUCUUCUAUGAAAAAAUACAACAAGCCCAUAAGGGUUUUAAAUACCUUUGAAUGGGAUUUCUUCAUUACACAGCAAGAAUAAGGAUACAAUGGAACCUUGGAUUACAAGCAUAAUUCGUUCUGGAAGCGGGCUUGUAUUCCAAAAAACUCAUAAAUCAAAUCAAAUUUUCCCAAAAGAAAUAAUUCACAUUAUUCAUUCCACAGCCCCAAAAAAUAAAUACAUAAAAAUAAUGAACACAAAAUAUUAGGUAAAAAUAAAACAAAUUAACCUGCACUUUACCUUUAAAAAAAGUGAAAAAAUAAAUCCAGACAGAUAAGUGUUUCUGUUUGUGCGCACAGCCACUGUGUGAGUAUGUGUGUGUGUGUGUGUGCGCGUGCGUGUGUGAAGCUAAAGUAAGGAGCCCCUCCUCCUCUCCGCCUUCUCGUCUUACACACUUACCCUUCCUCCACUCUUUUUACAUACGCGCACACAACAGAACCAAUUUUAUAAGAAAAAUAAACAAGAAAUCUCUCUAAUGACACUCGAUUAAGCAACACACUAAUGGAAUCACUGCUGUAAAGUAAAAAUAAAACAAAUUAAACGGCACUUUACCUUUGAAAAGAAUCGAGACAGAGCAAGGUUUCUGUGUAGAGCAGAGAGAAAGGGUGUAUGUGUGUCUGUGAAGGCGAAAGUAGGACGGUCUGUGUCUCUGUGUGUGGUACAGUAUCCAAUGGCGCGUGCGCACAGACACAAAGAGCAGGCUGAGCCUUGAGCAGAGAGAGAAAAUGGAUUUUUAACCUCUCUAAUGAGAUUUGCUUUUGCUUUACACGCGCUGUAUACACGCAUACAGACACAAAAUAAAAUGUUUUACGUGCACACACGUGGUCACAGUGUUAUAGUAAAAACAAGAAGCACAUGCGUGAUACAUGAUACUCGGGACUCGUAAACCAAGACUUGUUAGUUUUCCAAGUCAGAAUUUAUUAAAAAUCUUUGCUCGUCAUGCAGAACACUCGCAAACAGCAUUGCUCGCAAUCCAAGGUUUCACUGUACAUAGUUUCUUAUACAACUUCAUAAAAAAAGAAAAAUACUGACAAAUGGAGUUAGAAUUAUUUUCACUAUAGGAAAAAUUUUAGGUGAUGUAUUUUUAUUGAGAAGCUUUGCAUACAAUAUCUAGUUUUAAGGUUAGCAGCCAAAUCAGCAGGGCUGAUUACUCUUGCUUUGGCAAAUCUAUAUAAUAUAUAAAGUUUGAGUGAUAAAAAUAUAUAAAUACAAUUAGCUCUUUAUCAGGUACCAGGUAUAUUAUGAUCACAGAUAUUAUGUUGAAUGUGUGCAAUAAUAAUAAAAAUUACAAAUGGGUUUAAAAGUUUUAAAUUUUUCAUGAGUCUUUGAUUAAUGAUGGAGAUAUGAAAUAUAGACAAUUUACUUUUAUAUUUAAUUCACUAGUUCUUCAGA
Messenger RNA from Clarias gariepinus (North African catfish), 2066 nucleotides. RefSeq lists its product as uncharacterized. The transcript has 4 exons. NCBI's taxonomy places the organism in Eukaryota, Metazoa, Chordata, Actinopteri, Siluriformes, Clariidae. The coding region runs from base 78 to 560 and encodes 160 amino acids. The record is from RefSeq and is a predicted model, not a curated record.